AUGACAAUAAUUGAUCCCAAAAAUGAAACUGGGAAGUUGUUAAUGAAAGCAUGUACGGGUCCUUCGAAGAAGUCUAGGACUACAAAAAAGAUUGACAUUCUCAUUCCUGAGCCAAUUGUUAAUGAAACGAAGACAUCAAAGUCUCAAAAGACGAAGGCCGAUGAGGUAGUUUCAAAAUUUGUUAUAAAACUUGUUGAACCUAUUGUUACAGAACCAACUUCAGUUACCAUUCCUUCAAAGACUGGAGUUUUUUGUAAAUUAAGGCUGAAGUAUGGUGGUUCUCCUACUUCAAAUGUGGUUCGGAAGCCUCAUCCUACUUAUCAAGGAGUACUUAUGCAUGAAGUCCCAGCUCUAGUUUCUCCUCACUCAAAGAAAUGA
Molecule: messenger RNA, 378 nt
Organism: Lactuca saligna
Lineage: Eukaryota; Viridiplantae; Streptophyta; Magnoliopsida; Asterales; Asteraceae
Source: the annotation of a GenBank genome assembly